UUGCAACCAAUCGUUAUUAAAGUAAAAUUACAGUAAUACACUUCCGCUCCCCAACAUUUUCACUUAAUAUUUUUAAUAAAAUCAAGCGUAAUUUAUUCUUUUCAACUAAUUGUAAAGCGUAUUGUUAAUGUGUUAAACCAGAAAAUUAUGUGGAUGCUGCCGGUAGAAAAACACGAAAUAUUUCCUAGGCUCAUGUUACAAUGCUCUCAAUGGAAACGCCGCCCCAACAUCAGGGCAUCUAUGCUCCAUUGAAUCAGGCAAUGUCCGAUUCUGAUUCGGAGGAAGAAAUACAUAACUCAACAACUCACCGUCAAAUAAGACAACUAAAACAAAAGCAAGAACUAUUUCUACCCAAUAAUCUACAUCUUGAUUUCAAGUCAAACAGGCCGAAUCCGCCCAACACAUUGAACUUACAUACGAAAUCGUUUCAACAAAAUCGUCGUAAACUUCAAAUUGAGCGUCAACGACAAUUGGAGAGAAAUUUAUAUCAAAACUCACACUUGCAGUAUAAAGAAUCAAAUACUCUUGGAUACGAUAGAAAAAUGGAACCUCUUCAAAAUAAUAGUGUACAAAACACCUAUUUGCGAUCGGUCAUGAUGUCUGACGUAGGAGUAGCAUCCGACAGUGGUGGUCCGUGCGACGCAGCCAACAAUUACUCUAGCUUUGAGGAAAAUAAUCAAACCGAUGCCGACAACGUGGCCAUACUAGGUGGCAGUGAUUGUACCAAGGAUAUUCCACUUGAGCCUAUGUCGCCUGCAAGGCGCUGUUGCUUUAUUGCAUCUUUAUUGUUGUGUAUUCUAACCGUAGUAGUCUUUGUUUGGGUAAUACCUUGCAGUGACGAAGGCGGAACCUGUCCAGCAGCCAUUGAUCGUAUAAAAACGCAUAACUGGUUAAACAAUUAUACAAAAAUUGAGCUUAAAGCCGGUGUAAACAUCGUCACUGGCGUCCGCAGUUGGGAAAAUAAUCUAAUAUUCCUGUACCGUGGUGAUGCAUUCUUUCCAGAGUUUCGGCCCGACAAUUCAAAGCGCAAUGGAAUCAUUUCUUUGAUUGGCAGUUCAGGAGCGGUUGCUUGGUUUGAUGAGAUGAAGGAUGAGCCAAUAGCUAUAGACUGUACACUUCUUGAUGUUGAUAGAAAUGGACGCCCUGACUGUCUUGUGAUUGACGAGUAUGGCGAACUGGGUGCUAUAAAUCCUGUCUCCGGGGAAUGGCAUUGGCGAUGUAAGGAACAUUCGGACCAAAAAGUUGAAACUCUUGACUUCCCCGUGAUUUUACCCGAUUUGGAUCAUGAUGGUGUCCUUGAUAUCUUAAUGGUUACAAAUACUGGUUCAAACGAUCGUCAAUCCAAUCGGCAAAAUUCCCGCAAAGGAGAUGCUGCAAAUAAAAGUGCAUUCGAUCGAAGAAACUUUUUAAAGAUCUUAUCUGGGCAUAGUGGACAACCCAUUGGUGAGGGUUUUAGGGUAAUAGAAUGUGACACUUUGAGGAAACUACAGUUGGAAAAUGGCCAGACGGUCUCAUUCAACUGCAUUCACAACAAAACGGAGGCGCAAAGAUCUAAAACACUGGCCGAGCUAUUUUCACUUAUCACAAACAAAUCUUUGGUGGGACAAAAUCUGGUGCCUGCCUCGAAAAUAUCACAGCAUCGCCAUUACGGCCAGCGCAAAGACAUAGACUCCCAACGGAAUAUUUAUUCAUUGAAUGACAGAGAACUCAUAGUAGAAAAUAGAGGAAAGUGUCCUGACGAUUGCAAUGUCACUUUUAUCCUCAGCGAGAACCGCAAUGGCAAAGCGUUUACAGUACGUAAUUUUACAAGUAGUGGUAUGUACGGAAUGGUUCCUGCCCAGUGGCAUUUCAAAAACACCAAACCUAAUAUGUCAGGUUUCGUGAUGAAGUUUUGGAAAUGGAAAACCGAUUCACAGACCAGCAGCCAAACAUCUACUUCGCCUAGCAGCAGUAAUCCACGUGGAAAUGAAACCUUCCAGAAGACCCAAACUGCAAAGACCAAAUCGAAAUCGACGAAGUCACAGUCGAAAGAUAAUAUUUCAAAAACUUAUAAACAGAAUCACGUUCAAAACGGACCAGAAAACAACAAAAAAGAAGGACGUCAUCAUGACAUGGAUCGCGAUAGAGAGUUUGAUGCUUUCGAGCAUGUCAUCAGCAAACGUAGUUCAUUCAAUUUUGAACGCAAUACAUCUCGUUCGAAGCGCAGCAGUACAUCUUUCAAUGCCACUAAUAGGAAAUCUGCAGGAACAGGUCUGCUUAUGGACAACUACAAAAUGCAAAUGAUAACUGAGUCAGUAAUAUUGGUUCUAUUUAUCGGCACUGAGACGCGCAUUGAGAAUACCUCGCAAAGUAAUAUAAUACAAUUUUGUCGCAAAGACCGCAAAGAUUUAAUUUGUCAACCAGAUUUGAAUAACCAAGAGAACUCCAUGCUUAUUGCCGAUCUGGAUCAAGAUGGUUCCCAAGAGCUUGUCUCAUAUAUGUCAACAUUUGUACCGGCUAACGAGGAUUCUCAAGAUUGGCGACUAGUUACAUAUGUGCGUUUAUUGCGAUUACAAUCAGAGUUGCCAGCAUUCUAUGGUGAUAUUAAAAAUAAUUAAAAUCCGAAAUCCCGAAUUGAACUAAGGUCAUUGGCAUUUAUUAUCACUAUGUGUACUAACUUACAUAACAAAAUAAACUCGAUAGAAUAUAUUCUUGAUUUAAAUUGUUACGUUA
Stomoxys calcitrans (stable fly) is the source of this 2712-nucleotide messenger RNA. RefSeq lists its product as uncharacterized. Bases 201 to 2597 code for a protein of 798 amino acids. The record is from RefSeq and is a predicted model, not a curated record. The transcript is spliced from 3 exons. NCBI's taxonomy places the organism in Eukaryota, Metazoa, Arthropoda, Insecta, Diptera, Muscidae.